Molecule: messenger RNA, 684 nt
Organism: Tetrahymena thermophila SB210
Lineage: Eukaryota; Ciliophora; Oligohymenophorea; Hymenostomatida; Tetrahymenidae
Product: DHHC zinc finger protein
Exons: 3
Biological process (GO): protein targeting to membrane; peptidyl-L-cysteine S-palmitoylation
Cellular component (GO): endoplasmic reticulum; Golgi apparatus
Molecular function (GO): protein-cysteine S-palmitoyltransferase activity
Source: RefSeq, a predicted model, not a curated record
AUGAGUAGUUAGCUUCCACCUCACGUUUAACUGCAAGAACCAUUAGAAAUAGAAACCCAAACUAAAGAAGAUGAUAAUAGAGUGGAAAUUAUAUAAAAAUAAUAAGAGGAUAUUGAAAAUAAUUUAAGUGCACCGUCAAAUAAAGAAAAUGAUUGCAUCAGAAUUAUGAGGAAUUAUGGUUAAAACUACCCAAGAAAUUUCGGAAAAUAUUGUGUGUUUAGAUUUAGAGACAACGAACCCACUAUCACGAUAGGUCCUCAUUGGCCAUUGUUUUUAUUUACAUACAUCAUUUUAUCAUUAGCCAGUUAUAAGUUGAUAGAAUACACAAUUGAGUUCUUCUCUUUCAUAUACUGCUUUUUUUCAAUAUUAAUUUCAGCUACUCUUCUUAUAUCCUAUAUGAUAACAGCAUUAAAAAAUCCAGGCAUAAGCUCUGCAAAAUAUCAAAUACUUAACGAAUAAGACAUACUUGGUAUAAAGAGAUAUUGCAAACCCUGUUAAAUUCUAAGGCCUAAAGGAACUACUCACUGCUAUGAUUGUGAUGUAUGUAUUUAAGAAUACGAUCAUCAUUGUCCAUGGACUGGUAAAUGCAUAGGACAUGGAAAUUUACAAGUUUUCUAUAUAUUUGUUAUGUCUGUAAUGACAUUUAUGAUUUAUUCAAUUUUACUGGUAUUCAGUAAAUUAUGA